Mustela erminea (ermine) is the source of this 685-nucleotide messenger RNA. Its product is annotated as ribonuclease pancreatic-like. The transcript has a single exon. NCBI's taxonomy places the organism in Eukaryota, Metazoa, Chordata, Mammalia, Carnivora, Mustelidae. The record is from RefSeq and is a predicted model, not a curated record. Gene Ontology annotation, molecular function: nucleic acid binding; RNA nuclease activity. Bases 7 to 462 code for a protein of 151 amino acids.
ACCACCAUGGCUCAGGAGAGGUUCUUCAUCCUCUUUCUACCACUGGUCCUGGUGCUGCUGGUGCUGGGCUAUGUCCAGCCUUCUCUGGCCAAGGAAACGCAGGCUGAGAAGUUCCUGCGGCAGCACAUGGACCCAGACACCUCCACAGUCACUGCCAACUACUGCAACGAAAUGAUGAAGCACCGGAAUAUCAUGGUUGGAAAUUGCAAGCUGGUGAACACGUUUAUCCACGAGCCUCUGCCAGAUGUCCAGGCUGUCUGCUUCCAGGGAAAUGUCCCCUGUAAGAACACGAAGCCCAACUGCCACAAAAGCAGUUCCAAAAUGCGCAUCACUGACUGCCGCCUGAAGGAAGAGACCAAAUACCCCAAAUGCCAAUACGAGACCCAGCAGCUACGGAAAUCCAUCAUCGUGACCUGUGAAGGGAAUCCAUACGUGCCAGUCCACUUUAACGGUUCUGUGUAGGUCUGCACCUGAGGCCAGAGCAGUGAGAUGCCCCACCUCCCUGUUGUGGCACCUGCUUCUCCCCUCUCCCUUCCUGGCUCUGAGAGAAAGAACUCCAGCCAGGGCUCCUGUCCCAAACACACAUGCCUUCCUACCCAGGGCUUGCCCCUGUGUGGUUUGGGGGAUGAGGGGGGCCCCGUGUAAACCACUUCCUGGACUAUUUCAAUAAAACACAGUUGCAACC